AUGCGCGUCCUCAUCUCCGUGGUCGCGUCCCUUCUGCUCCUGGCAGGCGCGCACGCGACGGCGCUCACCACUAUUCUCAAGGCGGGCGACAAGGCGUGCUACUAUGCUGACGUUGACGGCGUUGGCGAAAAAGUCGGCUUCUACUUUGCCAUCCAGUCGGGCGGCAACUUUGAGAUCGACUGGGUUGUGAUGGACCCCGAGGAUAAGAUCAUCAUCGAGGGCGACAACGAACGGCAAGGCGAUUACAUCUUCACCGCGAAGUUGGUGGGCGAGUACUCCUUCUGCUUUGCCAAUGACGGUGGAAGCGCGGACAAGCUGAUCGACUUUGAUAUCAUGGUCGAGUCCGAACCGCGUCGCGUUCUUUCAGCUUCGCAGGCACCACUCAAGGAGCACACAUCGGCCCUCGAGGAGAGCACAUACAAGAUCAAUGGGUUGCUCUCCUCUAUCCAGCGUCUGCAAAAGUACUUCCACACACGCCACCACCGAAACUACUCGACCGUGCUGUCGACCCAGAGCCGCCUGUUCUGGUUCACCAUCCUUGAAUGUGUCGCUGUUGUGGGCAUGUCUCUUGCACAGAUCUGGGUCCUCAAGACCUUCUUCUCUCGCUCUGGAAGGUAG
This is a messenger RNA of Cutaneotrichosporon oleaginosum, 618 nucleotides long. RefSeq lists its product as uncharacterized. Gene Ontology annotation, biological process: intracellular protein transport; Golgi organization; endoplasmic reticulum to Golgi vesicle-mediated transport. The record is from RefSeq and is a predicted model, not a curated record. Gene Ontology annotation, cellular component: endoplasmic reticulum-Golgi intermediate compartment; COPII-coated ER to Golgi transport vesicle; endoplasmic reticulum. Lineage: Eukaryota; Fungi; Basidiomycota; Tremellomycetes; Trichosporonales; Trichosporonaceae.